This is a messenger RNA of Rubroshorea leprosula, 5390 nucleotides long. NCBI's taxonomy places the organism in Eukaryota, Viridiplantae, Streptophyta, Magnoliopsida, Malvales, Dipterocarpaceae. The record is from the annotation of a GenBank genome assembly.
AACUGUGGAGGUCGCCAAACCACUUUUUCAUAGUUUUGCUACGACUGAUGGAAUCGAGUGUGCGGGAUCUAACGACAGCAUUAGGGGAACGAUUGUCCCUGACAGCCGAAGAGGAGGUAGGGGUCGAUUUGGAGGUUGCAGAUGAAGUCGAUCUUGCUAGUGGGCAUUCAAGAUACUGUCUUGUGGGGAAGGUUUUGACUCGAAAGAGGUACAAUAUGGAAGCCAUGGAGAACACGCUUGCCGGCGUAUGGAGGCCAGUCAAGGGUAUGCAUAUGAGGGUGUUAGGCCAAAACCUGUUUGCUUUUUAUUUUUUUCAUCCUGUUGAUAUGCAGCGGGUGUUAGCUGUUGGCCCAUGGAAGUUCUCAAACCAUGUUAUGGUUCUCCAAGAGGCACAGAAUGGAAGACGGGUCACAACAGAUGACUUAUAUGAGGUCCUUUUUUGGGUUCAGAUCCAUGGCCUACCACCAGAUCGCCUAACUACAACAUCAGGAAAGCGUAUUGGGGAAGAGCUUGGGCGUCUCAUAGAGGUGGAUGAUGGUGGCGGGGAUGCACGGGGCGGUGAGUACAUUCGAGUUAGGGUUGCUAUUGAUGCAAGGAAGCCUCUACGACGGGGGAUGAAACUCUCUUUACGGUCGGGGCAAAUUUGGGUUGAUUUUCGUUAUGAGCGCCUGCCCAACUUUUGCUACUGCUGCGGCAUGCUUGAUCAUGUUGAAUGGGAUUGCGAACUUAGCUUAGACAUGGAGGCGCAAGGAGUAGCUGAACGCCCAUACAGUGAGGAGUUACGAGCACAGCCAAAGUCCAUGCAGCGGAUUGAUGAGACUACUGGGGGACGAUGGCUCAGAGAUGCCGCCGGAAACCCGAUGGCGGCUAAAGUUCGAUGGGGGCAUUCGAAUCUUAGUUUGGCAAGUGCGAGAAAUAAGGGAUCAGUAGGAUCUUUCGCCGGUUAUGAACAGAGCAAUUGGCGGAUUGGUAAAGGCGUGACUGACGGAGUAUGUAAGGAAAGCAAUCUGGGUGACAGUUUAUUAGAAGAAAGUGUUGAUGCCAAUCGGCAUAAUACUAGCUGUAGAUUGAGAAUUGAACAUAUUGAUAGCCCGAGUGAUCUGGGCAUAACAGACACAGCUCGAGAUGCUGGAAUAAAGGAAGAUAUUGUCAUUACGGAUGUAAUCUCUACACAUCACAGCAAUAGGCGCGAAGGUGAGGCAAUGGGGAAUUUUGAAUUGAUUAGACAAGGUCCCACAGGCCUGGAUGGCCCAACAUUGAACCACGUGCAUCAAGGCCCAAACCCAACAAGUCAAGACUCUGGUUCUAUUUUUGUCUUUGCGUCAGGCUCAAAUCAUACUGGUCAAAAACCAAGAGCUUGGAAACGAGAGGCUCGUGAGCGCAGGCCUACCCAAUCUAUCAGAUUGAAACGAAAGGAUGAGAAAGUUCUGCAAGUAGAUGGCAGCCAAGCAACUUGUGAGAAGAGAAGCAGAGGAGAGGGGGUGGAUGGGCUUGGGAACCCUCGAGCAGUUCGAUGCCUCAUAGAGCUGGAGGUUGGGAUUUCAGCAUUGCUUCACAGUGGAGAAAGUGGGCCGAAGUGGGGGACUUGCUAUGUUUGGCACAAUGCUACUGUGCUCUCUUUACUUUCUUUCUCCAAGAAUCAUACUGACAUGACAAUCGAAGGCUUAGAGGGAUGCAAGUGGAGAUUCACGGGCUUUUAUGGACACCCAAAAAGAUGUAAUAGGAGACACUCAUGGUCUUUAUUGCAGGAACUUAGGAGCAGGGAGUCCUUACCUUGGCUCAUAUGUGGAGAUUUUAAUGAUAUCUUGAGCCAAGAGGAAAAACUUGGAGGGUGUCCCCAACCAGAUUGGAUGCUACAAGGUUUUAAUGAGGUGGCUACAGACUGUGGUUUAACAGAAGUACAGAUGGUUGGAGGCAAAUUCACCUGGCGAAGGGGUAGGGUGUGUGAGAAGUUGGAUAGGGGCUUAGCCUCAGCCUCUUGGAAGUGCUUAUUCCCCCAUGCUCAGGUUCGACUGCUACCGCCGUUGUCAUCCGACCAUAACCCUCUUUGGCUUACAAUAAAUGGGCGUCGGGACAAGCGGAAUAGGCAUAAGAAGAAGUUUUGCUUUGAGGAGAUGUGGCUACGGGAUGCUAGUUGUCAGGAGAUAAUUCACAAUAGUUGGCUUUCUGUUAAUGGAGCUGGCGACUGGCUUAGCCUGUUGCAAAAGGUGAAAGCCUGUUCAAUAGGCCUUGAAUCCUGGAAUUCCCAACACUUUGGCAACGUCCAGAGGCGCCUUGAGCAGUGUACUAAAAGACUAGAAGCUUUAAGCCUUUGUCGAGACCCUGAAGCCGCAUGUCAAGAGGAGAAGCAAAUACUUUUUGAAACGGAAGAGUGGCUUGAGCGAGAAGAACGCAUGGCACGGAACAAGAUCCAGAAGCUAUUGACAGACCAGGGGGAAUGGACUACUAAUUUAGCUGAGUUGAGAGGUCUUGUUACGGGAUAUUUUGCACAAAUCUUUGAGUCUACUCGUCCCUCAAAUAUCGAUGUGGUCACGAGUUGCUUAUGCCCACGAGUUGGAGUGAGGGAGAAUAGCUAUUUACUGCAUGAUUUUACUGAGGAGGAACUUGUCAAAGCGUUAUUUCAAAUGCAUCCCUCAAAGGCACCAGGCCCUGAUGGCCUAACACCACUUUUCUUUCAGAAAUUCUGGAGUACAGUGAAGAAGGAUGUGAUUACUCCGUGUUUGCAAUACUUAAACCUUGGGGUGGCUUUUCCGCAAGAGCUUAACCUUACAAACAUUGUUCUCAUUCCGAAAUGUAAGGAACCGAAGACCAUGAGUGAUCUCCGGCCGAUCAGUUUGUGUAAUGUAAUUUAUAAAGUUCUUGCAAAAACGCUGGCUAAUAGGCUCAAGCAGGUGCUACCAGAGGUUAUAUCUCCAGAACAGAGUGCAUUUCUACAAACUAGGCUCAUUACUGAUAAUUUCUUGAUUGCUUAUGAAGUCCUCCAUUUCAUGCGUGCUAGAAAGCGUAGGAAGAGGGGUUGGCAAGCAAUAAAGCUCAACAUGAGCAAAGCCUUUGAUAGGGUUGAAUGGCCAUACUUAGAAGCUGUUAUGAGGGCUCUCGGUUUCGCAGAUCGGUGGAUAUCUUUAAUCAUGGGCUGUGUCUCUUCAGUGCAGUAUAAUAUUCUACUCAAUGGUGCGGAUGCUGGGCGAGUCAUCCCAACUCGAGGCUUACGACAAGGGGACCCUCUGUCCCUAUACUUAUUCAUCUUAUGUGCGGAAGGCCUUACAGCAAUGAUCAGAGAUGCAGAGGAACAGAAGUUGUUACAUGGGAUUAAAAUAUGCAGACAAGCUCCCACUAUCUCCCACCUUUUCUUUGCAGAUGAUAGCUUCCUUUUUCUUCGAGCAACUGAAACAGAGUCUAAGUCCUCAGUGAUCUUUAGUAGUAAUGUGCCACAAAGAACUCAAGAUGCCAUCUCCCAGAUACUUUGUAUGAGUGCAAGCUCCCAACCGGGGCGAUAUCUCGGUCUUCCUGCCUUUGUGGGUAGAAAUAGAACUGCAGUAUUCUCGAGCCUGAAGUCAAAAGUCUGGCAUAAAGUUGGUGAAUGGAGGGAGCAACCCCUUUCUAGAGCAGGUAGGGAGGUGUUGAUCAAAUCAGUGCUGCAAGCUCUCCCAACUUAUGUCAUGAGCUUAUUUCUACUCCCUCAAAGUCUCUGCACGGAUUUAGAAAGGAUUAUGAACCGCUAUUGGUGGGGUGGUGGAAUGGACGAGCAUAAGAUUCACUGGUUGGAAUGGAAGAAGCUUGCCACUUCGAAAAGGGACGGCAGUUUGGGCUUUCGCUCCCUUCAUGAAUUUAAUCUUGCGAUGCUCUGUAAACAGAGUUGGAGAUUGCUAGUGAAUCCAGACUCUUUGGUGGGCCGAUUGAUGAAAGCAAAGUAUUUCCCUCGCUCCGAUCUGUUUCACGCAGAGCUAAAACCUGCUUGUAGCCAAACAUGGCGGAGUAUUUGGUGCUCUAUCACACUAUUAAGGCAGGGUUGUAGGAAGUUAAUUGGAGAUGGUCGAACGAUCGAGAUAUGGGGAGAUCCAUGGCUGCCCGGGAUCACACAAUUUUGCGUUCAAUCUCCUCGACCUCUCUCUUGUACUCUUCACUAUGUUGCGGAUCUCAUAGAUGAAGCCACUCAUACAUGGAAGCAGGAUCUAAUUUUGUGUACCUUUAAUCCUUCUGAAGCUGCUCUGAUUUUGUCUAUUCCUCUCAGCUGGACGCGGCGGAAUGAUGGGUGGACUUGGAACUUUACAAGGAAUGGUGUUUUCUCUGUCAGAACUGGGUACCACCGUGCCUUGGAGAUGGAGAGUAGUCGCAUUGGCCCCUCAGGGUCUUCAGGCAGUGUUGGAGGAGGCCGCUUAUGGCGUAUUGAUGUUCCUGAGACGGUCCGUCUUUUAAUAUGGCAAGCUUAUAGGGGUGUGCUCCCAACUAAGGAUAACCUUCAUCGGCGACGCGUUGAGACCGACUUGUUAUGCCCUGUGUGUGGUCUGGAGCCUGAGUCUAUAUUGCAUUGCUUUGUGUACUGCCUCGCCGCAAGAGCAACUUGGUUAGGAAGCCCUCUUAGUCUCCGCGUGUCAGAGCUUCAUGUUGAUAAUUUUGCAGCUUUUAUUGACGGUAUGAUACCUAUCCUGGGAAGAGAACAAUUAGAGAUGUUAUGCAUCCUGUGUUGGAAGAUUUGGGGGUGCAGAAAUGAGGUAGUUUGGCACGGUAAGCACACAGAUCCACAACGCAUCAUAGAGCACGGCUUGGGCUAUUUACGGGAGUAUAAACAAGCAAUGAUCUCAAAGGGCAGGCAAGUGGGACUUGGGCAACAGCUUGGUGAAACAAGAUGGAGGCCUCCUGACGUGAGUCACGUGAAGAUCAAUACAGAUGGAGCCACAUCAGGUCAGCAACAGAAUUUUGGCAUAGGAGCUGUGGCCCGUGACCAUGAUGGUAAUGUGGUGGCAGCGAUGGCAUGUAAAGGGCAAGGUGCAGUGGUCGCUGAGAUAGCUGAGGCAUGUUCGCUGCGCAAGGCGCUACAGUGGGCGCGAGGCCUUUCUUUUGAUAGGAUAAUUCUUGAAUCAGACUGUGCGACCAUCGUCACCGCCAUGCAACAUGAGUCUCCCCCUCUGAAUUCCACCUUGGGGCUGAUUAUUUCUGACAGCAAGAUGCUCAUGACUUCCUUCCUUAGUUGUCGAGUUCAGCACACUAGAAGGGAAGGAAAUUCUGUUGCUCAUGAGUUGGCGAAACGAGCCAUCCAAGCAGAAGCCGACGAGUGCUGGGGUGCUGAUCUACCUGAGCUUAUAGCGCAAUUUGUAAUAAGGGACAAGUCCAAUAUCUAAUUAUGUCUUCCCUAUUUCUCCCUUAUUUAUCAAUAAAAUAUGCGCAUCCUU